GUUUGAAACAUGAUGUGCUUAAAGUUAUGAGCAUUUAAAUAAGCUUCUCACACGACACGUACUACAGUUCGCGGCACUUACUUAUAUGGAUAUAAACCUAAAUCUAAUCUAUAUAAAAACGCAAGUAUUAAAUGUAAAUAAUGAAAUAGUUCGCUAAUUCUUUCGUAUUUCUUAUUGAAAAGUAUGUGUAUUGAUGCUUCAUUUGAAAGUUUUUUUUUUUUUUUAUCGAAAAUUAAGGAUACAUAUAUUAACAAUGAGAAGAAAAAGCUUUAUUUGAAAGUUAGUGUACCGCAUUUGUGUCUGGCAUUCUGUGCGGACAUCCCGCCUCAUUAUCAGGACCCCAGCCAGGCAAGAUGGCGGCGCCCCACCAAAUCGCCGGGGAGUUUGAAAACUGGCUGAACGAGCGGUUGGACUCCCUUGAAGUAGACCGAGAAGUUUACGGAGCAUAUAUACUCGGAGUGCUUCAGGAAGAGGAAAAUGAUGAAGAGCAGAAGGAUGCUCUUCAGGGCAUUCUCUCCGCUUUUCUGGAAGAAGACACGCUUGAAGAGGUUUGCCAGCAGAUCCUAAAACAGUGGACUGAGUGUGGCAGCAGAUCUGCAGCGAAGAAUCAGACAGAGGAUGAGGUUCAGGCCAUUGCCAGUCUGAUAGAGAAGCAGGCACAGAUUGUGGUCAAACAGAAGGAGGUGUCAGAGGAGGCCAAGAAGAGGAAAGAGGCUCUACUGGCUCAUCUCUCUCAAGCUCACGGUUCAGCUGAUCCAGUGUGGAGCAGUUUCCUUAACGUUUGUACUGAAGAUGAGGAGGAGGAACAAACCGCAGUGGGAAUACCCAUUGAAAAAUCCCUGUUCAAAAACACCAAUGUCGAGGAUGUUUUAAACCGCCGCAAACAGCAGCGUGACCAGGCCAGAGAGGACGCACAGAAGAAGAAAGAACAAGAUAAGAUGCAACGCGAGAAAGACAAGCUGGCCAAGCAGGAGCGCAAGGACAAAGAGAAGAAACGCACACAGAAAGGAGAGCGCAAGAGAUAGAGGGGAAAUAGAAAAAACUUUGCAGACUAUAUAAUGCCAAGGUCAUUUACCUAGAAGAGAUAAAACAAUGAGACCUCAGCAGACAAUGUCCCAAACAAACAUGUAUGCAUCCAUAUCCAGUUUUGGGUCUGAUAUAGUGUAUUGAAAGAUAAUGUUGGGCCUAAUGAGCUGUUUUCUUGUACAAAACUAAUCGCAAACCAGCAAACUGGGUGAGAAUUAUAUCGUGACACAUUAAUUUCAGAUUUAUUACAGGUGCUGACUGCUGUGCUACUUAUUUAAGGGUAAAUCACACAAAACUGCCAAAACAUGUUCAGGUCACAUUUCAACCCAAAAAUCUAUACAUUUAUAUUUUGUUUAAAGACCCAAUUCUCAUUACUCUAUUUGAAAAAUAUUUAAAUUGUAAAAUAAUUGUAAUGAUAUAUACAAAACAUCUUACUAAUUUUACUUACUAAUACAUCAACGUUUUAUUAAUUCAUUCUCUCGUUUUACUGAAUCAUGGCCACAUUGUAAUAAUUAGUUCCUUUUUUAUAUAUAUAUAUAUAUAUAUAUAUAUAUACAAUUUUUUUUUUUUUUUUUUUUUUGAAUGGUGAAAUGUGACCUUGACAUGUUUCUGUGAGAUUCUCUUUAACAUUUACCAGCAGAUAACUAUCAUGCUUGUGUCUAAAAACAGCAUAACUUCUCUUUUUAUUGCCUUGAGGGACUUUCAAAUAACCUGUGAACCUGUUUUAUAUGUUUUCCAUAAGCUGCUUCUUAGUAGCACUCCAGUGAUUUUUUUUUUUAAAACAGUAACUCAAAUUACAAAAAUAUAUCUAUAUUUAUUCAGCUCACAAGCUUUUUCAGAACAACCUGAAACCAACUGAAGCCUCCUUGUCAUGUAGCAAUAUAUGGAGAGGGCUCAGAGACAACCCAAAGACAGAGAAACAUAACUGCUAAUGAAUAGGCGGGACAUGUGUACCUUUUUUUUUUUUUGUGCUCAAACUAAUAGUGUGGUGGAUGUUUCUGUCUCAGUUGUGGUUUAUUUUUAUUGUAGGACACUGAACCUAAGAGAUGAUCCUAAAGCAAGAAGGGUAUAUGUGUGCAAAUAUAUCAAUUGACAACAGUUCAUUUGAAAGCUGCUACAUAUUGUGCCAAUACCUUGUAGACUGCCUUCUCAUAUACUACAAUGGAUUGCACUGUAGGUAAACUAAUAUCUUUAAACCUUUCUUGUCUGUUUGCUUGUAAGAUCAGGUGAUUUGAGCAUUCUUUAAUCAGAGCAACAAUAUUUAAUAUUUUGUAUGCUAAAAUAUUCCAAAAUUGGUACAAUAAAUUGAGCUGUGUAAAUUAACGUGUUCACUCUUGACUAAUGUGACCAGUCAACUUGAAUCACAGAGAAUGUAGUCAUUUUAUCUAAUACUCUUGGUGUCAUAUAGGUUUUAUACCACAGCCACAAGGUGCUGUUUUAAAUGAGAUGUUGCAAGGCCACUGGUAGAUGAAUUUUUUUUUUUUUUUUUUUUUAUCCCAGAUUUGGUUUGUCCAAAAGAAACAUCAGAAUGAAUCUUCCAUUUAUGCAAUAAGAGCUCUAACUCUUGAAAGCUGAUGACUGGUAAAACUGUUGAACAUUGUUCUCGUCUGUCCAAACACUGCUCUGAUUUUUUAUACAUCAAUACAAUUUAAAUGUUGUAAGGUCAAAUCUGAUUCUUGACCAUAUUCAGGGGUCAAAAUAUGAAAAACAUCCAAAGGAUUUUAUAAUGGAAAUCACCUAGUGAGUUACGCUUUUCAGAAAUUAUGAUAUUUUGUAAUUUGUUGAGCCUAAACUGCUUGAUUUGAGAAAAAAAUAUGGCCUGGUUUCACAAACAGAGUUUAGAUUAAGCCAGGAUUAGGCCUUGGUUCAAUUAGGAUAUUCAAGAAGCUUUUAUAAACAUGGCAUGCCUUAGAAAAAAAAAAAAAAAACAUUACUGGUGUGCAUCUUGAGAUAAAACAAUGGCACCGACAUAUUUUAAGAUAUAUCAGUGCAAGUUGCUUUUAGUUAAAACAGCUCAAACAUACAUUUUAGUAUGAGACUAAGCUUAAGCCUUAUCUGUGAAACCAGGGGUUAAUUUUCUGGGUAAAUAUUUAGGAUUUUCAGGACUGAAUGAAAGUAAGGAACUUGUUUACAAAUGGCUUUUCAUUAUUUAGCCAACCAGCUGUUUUUGGUGAGUUGAUGCCGACACUGUUCUUUUAAAACGUACAUUAUUCCAAGUGAACAGAGAAAUUCAGUAAAAUAUACUGCAGCGUUAUUAUUUUACAAGUGGUUUUGUUUGAUAAAGUCCAAGAUCUGCUUUUUUUUUUAAUUAGAGCAACAUUAAUUGAUUAUUUGUAUUUUGGAUCAAUGUUUAAUUAAAUAAACAAUAGUUUUAUACACCA
Ctenopharyngodon idella (grass carp) is the source of this 3407-nucleotide messenger RNA. RefSeq names its product coiled-coil domain containing 43 (gene ccdc43). NCBI's taxonomy places the organism in Eukaryota, Metazoa, Chordata, Actinopteri, Cypriniformes, Xenocyprididae. The transcript is spliced from 5 exons. The record is from RefSeq and is a predicted model, not a curated record. Bases 354 to 1025 code for a protein of 223 amino acids.